ACGAUUAUUUUUCCAAGGCUAGGGGAAGGCGAAGUCUGCCGCACGAGUUUCCUCGUUGUCCCAGCGACGCAGUUUCGAUGCCACCUCGCGGCCUCUUUCCCGCGAUUAUGCUUGCUGCCGGCCAUCUCGCCAGUCCCCCACCACGACGACCGUCGUCGCACGACGACGACGUCUUGCCAGUCCGUUUCGUCUUGCACGACGUCGCAGCGAGGCGCGUCCCUCUACCUCCGAGCUCGAGUCGAUACCGUCCUCAGCCUUCACCGCUGGAGCUUCUCUGGAGUAUAAAAGCAGGCAUACGAUAGCCAUGAUUUAUCGCUCACUCUCACAGCAUUCGAGACCACUGCCAUCUCAUUUCCACCUUCAGAGCAAUCUGAGUUUCCGCCCUGAUUUCAUACGCAUUCCCGGAUAGCGAGCUCACCUGCCGUUUUCCGGCUCCGAAUUUCCCCAUUCUCUGCUGCCUCUCUAACAUCAUGGCGGCCGUCAGCCUGUUGAGGCGUCUCUGCGCUGCAUUGGCAUUCGCAAUUAUCGCUGCUUCCUUCACUCUGCCAGCACUUGCUGACGUCACAUCCACUGGAGUCACAUCCGCUGCUGUCACGUCCGCUGCUAGCCGUGUGACAAAGCGUGCCAAUGAGGCUCGCAGGCUGCUGCCGAGCGCCAAGGCACGGCAGCUGGGAGAGACAGCUUCAGUUGCUGCUGGUAACUGGACCGGGGCUGACACCACCAGUCAUAGUGGCUGCACCGACAGCAGUGGUGACACCAGCAGCAGUGGUGACACCAGCAGCAGUGGUGACACCAACGGUGGCGAUGGCGGCAGCAACGGUAGCAGCGGUGCGGACGUGGCAGCGAUUCUGGAGGAGCACAACAAGGCGCGGCAGGAAGUGGGCGUGCCGGACCUCGCAUGGGAUGAGGGACUGGCACUCGCAGCGCAGCAGUGGGCAGCUGAGCUCGCUUCCAAUGGAUGCAACCUGGAGCACGGAGGGGCUGACGGACUCGGGCAGAACCUGUACUGGAAGGCGCCUGUGCAGCUGAACAGUGCCGAGGACCGGGCGGCAGUGCAGUCGUGGGUGGCGGAGAAGGAGGACUGGACGUACAGUGCCGUGCCGGAGGGGUGUGCAGACGGGAAGCAGUGCGGGCACUACACGCAGGUGGUGUGGCGGGAUACCACGCAUGUUGGGUGCGCUGCUGCCCAGUGCGCGGAUGGGGGGGGCAUGUGGGUGUGUGACUACUCGCCGCAGGGGAACAUGAUUGGGUCCACUCCCUACUAGGCAUUUCCUGCGAUGAGGGGAGGAUGGAGGGCUGCUGCUCUGACUAGCCCUGCAAGACGCGCAUGCAAGGGGGUGAUGCGUGGCAAUAAGGAAUAAAGGGGCGUGGAGUGGAAGUGAGACUGUCCCUGGUGUCGCACCUGUUGCUUUGUUACGUUUCUCUGUGUUUGAUGAGUUAAGUAGACGUGUUUUCGGUUGGUAACAUCAUGAGGUAGCGAUAUGUUUCUGUGUACCAAGGAUUCGUAGCUCACUCUAAUGCGCCAUAAAGGCACCAGGAUUAA
Molecule: messenger RNA, 1543 nt
Organism: Closterium sp. NIES-67
Lineage: Eukaryota; Viridiplantae; Streptophyta; Zygnematophyceae; Desmidiales; Closteriaceae
Source: the annotation of a GenBank genome assembly